Messenger RNA from Myxocyprinus asiaticus (Chinese sucker), 3956 nucleotides. Its product is annotated as polypeptide N-acetylgalactosaminyltransferase 18-like. The transcript has 11 exons. Gene Ontology annotation, cellular component: Golgi apparatus. Lineage: Eukaryota; Metazoa; Chordata; Actinopteri; Cypriniformes; Catostomidae. The record is from RefSeq and is a predicted model, not a curated record. Bases 263 to 2092 code for a protein of 609 amino acids.
CGUGCUGCCGGACCACUGCUGAGCUGCUGUUAAACAGUGUGGACAGGCGAGAGGGAAAUGAGGCGUACUUGCCUUAAAAGCACUGAGCUGUUUUGACAUUGGAACAGACAGUUGCCGCUCCCUGCCAUAACAUGUGAUGGGCAUGCAACGCUAUCUUAUAUGGGAAAUCAAUCCGCAGGGCAAUAUAAGAGCAAAAGAGUCGCCAAAGGCGUAAAGGAUUUGUGCCCGUUUCUGCGCGCGCUGCGCACGUGGACAUGUUGCGAUGGCAUGCACGAGGAGAACCAAAACUUUGGUGUCCACAUGCGUGAUUUUAAGCGGCAUGACCAAUAUUUUAUGUCUCCUCUACGUCGGCUGGAUCACCAAUUAUGUGUCUAAUAACGGGAACGUCAAAGUUGCAGGUAGGACACCCGUUAAAAAGUUUGAUGACGACAACAGAGGAGAAACGCUGCGCAUUAUCGAGAGACUCGACAGACUGGAGAGUGUUGUUAACCAGCACAUCCAAGAGAAACCUCUAAAGGAUGGGGAAGACACAGCAGACCUGUCCCUCUCUGACUCGCUGUUUGCCCGCUGGGGUCAUGAUCUCGGCCCAGAGAGCCGCAAGGUGGCCCUGAAGAAGUUCCAGUACUAUGGUUACAACGGUUACCUCAGCGACAGACUGUCUUUGGACAGAGCAAUCCCAGACCUCAGGCCUGACGGGUGCAGAAACAUCUCAUACCCCUCCAGUCUACCACAAGUCAGCAUCAUAUUCAUCUUUAUGAAUGAAGCUCUGUCAGUCAUCCUGCGCUCUGUUCAUUCAUUGAUCCAUCGGACACCCUCCCACCUGCUCAAGGAGAUCAUACUUGUCGAUGACAACAGCAACAACGCUGAACUGAGAGAAAACCUGCAGAGGUUUGUGGAAGAGACCAACCAGCAGCAUCCUGACUUCAUUAAAGUGGUUCGGCAUGACAAACAGGAGGGUUUGAUUCGCUCUCGUGUCAGUGGCUGGAGAGCUGCCACCGCUCCCAUCGUGGCCCUGUUUGACGCCCAUGUGGAAUUCGGCAUGGGAUGGGUUGAACCAAUCCUUCACAGAAUUAAAGAAGACCGAACCCGGGUAAUCACCCCCUCUUUUGACAACAUCAAAUACGACACGUUUGAGAUUGAAGAGUAUCCUCUCUCUGCUCAAGGCUUUGACUGGGAACUGUGGUGUCGCUACCUGAACCCUCCUAAAUCCUGGUGGACACAGAAGAACCAAACUGCACCAAUAAGGAGUCCUGCUCUGAUUGGCUGCUUCGUGGUGGAUAGGGAGUAUUUUGAGGAGAUUGGACUGCUGGAUGAAGGGAUGGAAGUUUAUGGAGGGGAAAACGUGGAGCUGGGGAUCCGGGUAUGGAUGUGCGGUGGAAGUGUGGAGGUCAUGCCCUGCUCCAGAAUAGCUCAUAUUGAGCGUGCCCACAAGCCCUACACGGAGGAUCUAGCAACUCAUGUACGUAGGAACGCGUUGAGAGUGGCGGAGGUGUGGAUGGACGAGUUCAAGAGCCACGUUUACAUGGCCUGGAAUGUUCCACAACAGGACUCUGGGAUCGAUAUCGGCGAUAUCACAGAGAGAAAAGCGCUCAGACAGAAGCUCCAGUGUAAGCCCUUUAGCUGGUUCCUGAAGAAUAUUUAUUCUGAGAUGAGAACCUACACAGACACAAUCGCCUAUGGUGUACUGAGAAACAGCCUGAGGCCAGAUCUGUGUGUGGAUCAAGGACCCGAGUCCGACAACAUUCCCAUCCUAUACAUCUGCCAUGGGUUGACGCCUCAGAAUGUGUUCUACACCAGCUCUCAACAGUUGCAUAUUGGAGGAUUGAGUCCAACCAUUGAUGACGAUGACAACAAGUGCCUGGUGGAUGUGAAUGGCCGGCCACGACUGCUUGAAUGCAGCUAUGCCAACAGCAAGCACAUGAAGCUCUCCUGGCUCUUUAUUCAGGGAGGCUCUGUUCUGAACAGGAAGUCGAAGCAUUGCCUGGAGCUGGUAGAAAGUGCAGAAGUGGAGCAUGGUUACCAGCUGGCUCUUCAGAAGUGCAGCAAUCAGAAAUGGACAAUUACAAACAUAUUGCCUGGCACAGUUCUAUAAUGCCCUGGUGUUUUUUGUGGGACUUGCAUAAUGCAGUUAUCACUGGAUUUACAAUGUUCUGAGAUGCUGUUUCCCUUUACAUGCAUUGAUGUUUAGUCAGACAGAGGACAACACUGUAUGAUGAUACCUUGAUGUCUCAGGCCUGGACUUAAAAGACAUCAAGGGACAAAGGUCAAACAGCUACUGAUUAUUUAUACUUAUAUUGAAUUUUUAUUAUUUAUAUUUAAUUUAUAUUUAAUGACCAAAAGAUGUUGGUGAGACAGUGAUGCUUAAAUGUAUAUCAACAGAGCUCUUCUGUAUGAUUUAAGCUUGCAUUGGCUCUUGUAUGUUUGGAAUUUUUGUAGUAUUGCUACUGUGUAGCACAAAGUUGAUAUUUACUUUUUAGUUUUUUCUUUCCCACAUUUCUCAGGUUCGUGAAUGAAGGUUGUAAUUAUCCAAUGUGGGGAAUAUAUAUUUUAUAAAUAUAAAUAGCCUCUAUAAAACAUUAAAAAAGACUUUUAACUUGUCAUCCUUGAAUUUUGGAUCUGUCUACUGAGGUGGAACGCUGUGUCCUGUCAGACACUUGCAGAACAUUGUUAUGGACCAUGCACGACACGGACGGGUUAAGCCAUUGCGCACCAUCUCUAGGACGCAAACGGGGUCUAUGUUGCCCUUCUGGCCCCAUCCCUGCCCACGGGAUAAAACCAUCAAACCUUGGUAACAGUUGACAUCCUUACAGCGUACUUAGCUAUUCAAAUUCUUCAUAUCUCUCAAUCACAGAAUUCAACAUUCUGGAAGAACAGUUUCAUGAGUUGUUCUGUUUGAGUAUGUUUACCUCGGAAAGAAACAACUAGGAAAAAAUAUAGCUGCAAGCAUCAAUGACAGGCCCAAGCACAACUGGUCCAUUUCCACCCAGUGGCUUUCAGAAAACAAUGCAAGGUAGACACAGGCAUUUGACAUUAUUCUAAACAAUUUUAAAGCAAUUUGAGUAAAUAUAAGAGAACGAUUUUAAAGUCUGUUGUAAGAGCCACACUUCCUGCUGCAUGGUGGUGGCGCUAUGUCCAUGACCAAAAAUAGUCAAAUCCAUGUGAUUAGCCCCCAACAUACACUACAUCUCAAUUUUGAUCUAAAUCAUACAUUGCACACAGAAGAUAUGAGACACUACUUGUUUCCCAUUUUUUUGCCAUUAAUUUAAUGCCAUGGCAAUACCGUUUGAUAUUUCAAAAUCUUUUCACAAUUUAACAUCUUCAAUAUCUUGGCAUAAUGUUGUCUAAAUGUGGUGACAGUCUCAUGAAUCCCCUAGGAGGAGUAUUUGAAAGUUCAGAGAAUGCAAUAUUCAAAAAAUCCAAACCAGACAACUUGCUGUUGGGCGGAGCUAAUAAUUAUAGUUCUGAAAGUUGUCCAGCUUGAUGAGAACUAUAUAUGUACCAAUUUUGGUGACUGUAGGUGAAAAUGGGGGUGCUACUGAGGCCGUCGUACAUGCCCAUUUUUAACCUGUUAACAGUCACUGGCCAAUGGGUGGGCCGUUUGAAAUCAAAAACUUCAUCAAUGUUCACAAACUUGGUAUCAAAUUAAAGCUUAAAAAUUCAACUUUCAUCUUCUGCAGUCUAUUUUGCAAUUAGAACAUUACAGUGAAAACAUUUAAAAAUGUUAAAAGAGUGCAUUUUUAAAACAUGCAGCAUGUGAGCGACAGUACUUAUGUUUCAUGUUCUCUGCUUAUGAUCCAGUCCAGUGAUUGAAGAACACAUCAGAUUGGUUAAGUAAUAUUAUUACCUUCUAGUAGAGGUUCUGUUAAUAUUUUUGCAUCUGUGAUUAUUUGGCAGCUUUAUUCACCUGAAAUGUCUGCUAACAUUAUGCCAAUUGUUUUUAACGGAAGUGUAUUAUA